This is a messenger RNA of Aspergillus fijiensis CBS 313.89, 2341 nucleotides long. Its product is annotated as alpha/beta hydrolase family protein. Lineage: Eukaryota; Fungi; Ascomycota; Eurotiomycetes; Eurotiales; Aspergillaceae. Gene Ontology annotation, molecular function: serine-type endopeptidase activity. Gene Ontology annotation, biological process: proteolysis. The record is from RefSeq and is a predicted model, not a curated record. The transcript is spliced from 3 exons. The coding region runs from base 23 to 2266 and encodes 747 amino acids.
CCCCCCCCCCCAGCCCCCCAAGAUGCCCGCCCCGAAGAAAUUCACCCCCGAACUGCUAGUCACCGCUCCAAGAAUUUCGGAAGCAGUCCCGAAUAAUGACGGAAAAUUCGCGCUCUACACCGUUUCGACCUAUGAUCUCGCAACACACACCAGCCUUACAGACGUCAAAAUACUUGAGCUGGGGACAGGAAAGUCGACUCGAUACAGCAACAACUCCAAGGAAAGUUCGUUCCGUUGGCUGCGGGGAUCGUCCCUACUGUGGGAGCGGGAGGGCGAGAAGAACAAGGAGACUGAGCUAUGGAUUGGCGAUGCUGACAGCACUAUACGGCCCUAUCUCGCCGGUACCAUCAACGCGAAGUUGAACGACGUCAGAACUAAAGUCUUGGAUAACGGGGACAUUGCCUUUGUCUUCACUGCGCCGGCGGAUGCCGAUCAGAACUUAUAUAACACGGCAAAGACCGAGAAACCAUCGACAACUGCUCGCGAAUGGGCGCAUGGUCGUCCCAGAAGCUGGGAUACCUAUGUCGACCAGUAUCGCUCGGUCAUUUGGUUCACGGUGCUGAAACUUGAUGGCGAGACCAAUAAAUGGCACCUGUCGCCGGCUGGCCCAAUAAAUGCGCUGCGAGACACCGGGCUGGCGGUGCCCCUCUAUGCCGACUCGUCCAGCUCCGCGGAGAUGAGCAUCUCGACAUAUGGGAUUCUCUUCGCCACAAGCGAACCCGGAAACACAGAAUGGAUCGAAACGCAGCGGUCGCUGUAUUUUAUCCCAUUGUCGACGUUCCAGGAGACUGAACUGCCGCCCCUAAGAAAGAUUCGUGUUCCAGGUCAUGCCAACGUGGCUUCGACCCCAACCUUCGCGCCCAAAGGCCCCCUUGCUGCGUUUCUUGUGGACCAGGACCGCGAGGAGUGGUCGCAUAAAACAAUAGGUCUUGUGGAUGUCGACACUAUGAGCAUUGUCUUCCUUCUGCGGACGGUCGAUCUCACGGAGAGUCAGUGGGACGUCUUCCCGGACGCGAUUUUGUGGGCUAACGAUGGCACCAAAUUGUAUCUGACUGCCAACUCCCAAGCUCGGGCUCGGGUGUACCAGGUGCGUAUUCCGCCAUUUUCCCUGGAGAAGCAUCAAACCGUCAUCCCCAAGGAGCUAAGCAUCUCCGGCUCGGUUUCCGCACUGUACCGUCUUAGCGAACACGACACCGAGACCCGCCUACUGGCCACGUCUUCGUCGUUCAUCGACCAGGGACUUUUCUCGAUCGUCCCGCCCCUGACCAGCGGCGAUGACCAAUCCGAGAACAGCCAGAUCAUCUACACUUCCUCCAACCACGGCGACUACUUCGGUAUCUCCUCUAAGCAAGUCGAAUCCAUCACCUACCCCGGCGGACCCGACGGCGAGACCCCCGUGCAAUGUUGGAUCCUGAAGCCCUCCGACUACGACCCGACCUACGCCACCAAGCACCCGUUGUUCAUCCUCAUGCACGGCGGUCCCAGCUCUGCCAUGAAAGAUGAAUGGACCUGGCGGUGGAAUGCGGCCCUCGUGGCAGAACAGGGGUACAUUGUCGCGAUCCCCAACUUCACAGGCUCGGAUUCUUUCGGGCGGGAAUUCACGCGCGCGGUCUCGCGCCAAUGGGGCGGCCACCCCUACCACGAUAUCGAGCGCUGCUUCCGCUGGGUCGAAGACAACCUGUCCACCAAAUGCGACACCGACCGGGCCGUGGCCGCUGGCGCCAGCUACGGCGGCUACAUGGCCCUGUGGGUGGCGGGCCAGCCGUUGGCCAAGAGGCUCAAGGCAAUUGUAUGCCACGAUGGGGUCUUUGAUGUGGUCGCUGAGCUGCUUGGUGACGAUCUAGCGCAGAAGGAGGAGCUUACCCGCUCUUUCGGGUCGCCGUACUUUACUGAUGCGCCCUCGGCGGAUAGAGACCCACCCAGCGCGAAGGAGCUUUGGCGGAAGUGGAACCCCGUCGAGUAUCUCACGAAUUGGUCGACGCCCAUGCUCAUUAUCCAUUCUGAUAAGGAUUUCCGGUGCCCCAGUACAGCGGGGUGGGCGGCGUAUGCCGCGUGCCGGUUGAAGGGGAUCGAGACGCGGCUGCUGAAUUUCCCGGAUGAGAAUCAUUUUGUUCUCGGUCGGGAGAAUAGUCUGGUCUGGUGGAAUACUGUCAUUGCGUGGUGCAACACGUUCGUGGGGAUUUCAGGUGGACCGAAGCUGGAUCUGGCGCGUAGUGAGCCCCGGUGGCUGGGAGAAUCGAAGACGGGGAGGAUUGUCGAUGUCUAGAGCGUAUAAGUUAAAGAACGAAAGAGAUAUCAUACCAAUCUACGCAGACUUCUAGCAAGCCAUGAUGACUGUUGC